AUGGAUAUUGUGAAACUUGAACGAGACAUUGACCUUUCUUUACAUUUAUUGGACAUUAAAUAUGAUAAAAAUAUUAGCAUAAAUCAAAAAAUACCACCGCCAAGAAGAUCAAGAAAUCCUCCAAUUGCUCAAAAUCCUUUUUCAGUUCUUUCAAAUGGCUGCGCUCUUUUACCUCCUGGUAAAAAUGAAUUUACUUUAAAACUCAUACUAGAUGAAGCAAAAGAAUCAAAAGAUUUUAAAAAAAUAUUAGAGGAAAUGAAUACAAAAAUGGAUCAAAUCGCUAAAGAUGUGAACGAAUUAAAAAAAGAUAGAAUCACUUUAAAACUUUUAAAAGACACGUUAAACAAUAUAAUUUACGAUGAAAACGAGUAUGAUUUUGAAGAAUUAAAGGAUGAAGAAGAACAUCACGUUGUUGAUCAUACCGACCAUACUAAAAUUCGCGAACUCGAAAGUCAGCUUCAUGAUUAUAACAAACAUAGAAAAGAAGUUAUUAAUCAGCUUGAAGAAUGUAAAAAACACAGAAAUGAAGUUGAAAUCAAGAUUAAUGAAAUAAUCACUGCUCAUCUUAACAUGAACAUCAGUGAAGUUGAAAAUAAAACUGGCCCUGAAAAAUUAGACACCAUCCUUAAUAGAAUUACCGAUCAAGUGGACGAAUGUCUCAAGUUGCUUGGUGUCAAGUAUAAUAAUAAAGACAGCCUGAUGGAAAAAUUAAAAAAAUUAGUAAAAGCCUGUGAAAACCUUAUCUUGGUUGGCCCAGUUCAAGAAAGAUUAUGGUAUUGUUUAACUUACUUAGAUUCUUCUUCUAAAAGCCUUAAAAGUUUCACCUCAAAUUUUAACGAAAAUAUGGAUAAAUUGUUAUGA
Molecule: messenger RNA, 861 nt
Organism: Dentiscutata erythropus
Lineage: Eukaryota; Fungi; Glomeromycota; Glomeromycetes; Diversisporales; Gigasporaceae
Source: the annotation of a GenBank genome assembly